Aphidius gifuensis is the source of this 1729-nucleotide messenger RNA. RefSeq names its product N-sulphoglucosamine sulphohydrolase (gene Sgsh). Bases 139 to 1644 code for a protein of 501 amino acids. The record is from RefSeq and is a predicted model, not a curated record. The transcript has 3 exons. Lineage: Eukaryota; Metazoa; Arthropoda; Insecta; Hymenoptera; Braconidae. Gene Ontology annotation, molecular function: N-sulfoglucosamine sulfohydrolase activity. Gene Ontology annotation, biological process: heparan sulfate proteoglycan catabolic process; glycosaminoglycan catabolic process.
CAACGACUGCGCACUUUGAAGCGCAGUUAACAAACACAACUGUCUACCCUGAAUAUUAAACAACAAAUAAAUAAUAAACAUAAACAUUUGUAUAAUCAAGAUAACAUAUUAGCAUAUUAAUUAAAAAAAUUAUUAACAAUGAUAACAAGAUGCUUGUUGUUGAUGAUCCAGUUGAUUCUAAUCAACCAUCUGGUAUCUGGAGAAGAACAAAAAAAUGUUCUACUAUUACUAGCUGAUGAUGCUGGUUUUGAAAUGGGAGCAUAUAGAAAUAAAAUUUGUCAAACACCAAAUUUAGAUAAACUUGCUAAAGAAAGUCUGAUAUUUAACAAUGCAUACACAUCAGCAAGCAGCUGUUCUCCAAGUCGUUCAUCAUUAUUAACUGGUCUACCAAGUCAUCAAAAUGGCAUGUAUGGUUUACAUCAAGGUGUCCAUCAUUUCCAAUCAUUUAAUAACAUUCAAAGUUUACCAAAAAUUCUUAAAAAAAAUAAUAUACGAACUGGUAUUAUUGGAAAAAAACAUGUUGGUCCAGAUAGUGUUUAUCCAUUUGAUUAUUCUUAUACAGAAAAAAAUCAUUCAAUACUACAAGUUGGACGUAAUAUCACAAAUAUAAAAUUACUAGUUAGAAAUUUUUUAACUGAGCAUAAAAAUGUUAAUAAGCCAUUCUUUUUGUAUGUUGCUUUUCAUGAUCCACAUCGUUGUGGUCAUACAAAUCCAGAGUAUGGUAAUUUUUGUGAAAAAUUUGGUAAUGGUGAUGUGGGAAUGGGUAAAAUUGAAGAUUGGUCACCAGUGUAUUAUCAAUGGGACCAAGUUGAAGUACCAUAUUACGUACAAGAUACUGAAGAAGCAAGACGUGAUAUAUCUUCACAAUAUACAACAAUAUCACGUCUUGAUCAGGGUAUUGGUCUGGUGCUAAAAGAACUUGAUGAUGCUGGUUAUAAAAAUAAUACACUUGUUAUUUAUUCAAGUGACAAUGGUCCACCAUUUCCAAAUGGUAGAACAAAUCUUUAUGAUCCUGGUAUGGCUGAGCCACUGCUAAUAUCAUCACCAAUACAUAAAAGCAAAAAUAAUCAAGUAACAUACAAGCUAACAUCAUUGCUAGAUAUUGUACCAACAGUUCUUGAUUGGUACAAUAUUAAAAAUAAAAAGAAAUUUAAAUUAACUGGUAAAUCAUUGUUGCCACUGUUUGUCAAUGAUACAAGUGAUGAUGAUAUUGUUUAUGCCAGUCAGACACAUCAUGAAGUAACAAUGUAUUAUCCAAUGAGAGUUGUGAGAACUAAAAAAUAUAAGCUCAUUCAUAAUUUAAACUAUGGCAUGAAUUUUCCAAUUGAUCAGGAUUUUUAUUUGUCACCAACUUUCCAGGAUAUUUUAAAUCGUACUAGAUAUAAUUUAUCAUUGCCAUGGUAUAAAACUUUGAAGACAUAUUACAAAAGACCAGAAUGGGAAUUUUACAAUUUAAAAAAUGAUCCAAACGAAAUUAAUAAUGUUAUUAAUAAAAUGUCAGUUAAAAAAAUUGUAAAUGAUUUGAAAGUUAAAUUAUUUAAUUGGCAAAAUAUUACAAAUGAUCCAUGGAUUUGUUCACCAAAUGGGGUGCUUGAACCAGUUGAUGGUGAUAAAAAUCAUCAACAUUGUAUGACAAUUUUUUAAAGUAAUGAUGAUUUUGUUUUGUUUUUUCUUUGAGAGAUACUUUUUUUAUGAGAUUGUAUUAUUGAGAUUUUAUAUAAUAAAUGUU